Messenger RNA from Ruditapes philippinarum (Manila clam), 2208 nucleotides. RefSeq names its product protein SPMIP2-like. The record is from RefSeq and is a predicted model, not a curated record. Bases 22 to 570 code for a protein of 182 amino acids. Lineage: Eukaryota; Metazoa; Mollusca; Bivalvia; Venerida; Veneridae. The transcript is spliced from 6 exons.
UUUUGUUAAUUGAAAUAAACAAUGGGAACUAAUUAUGACACGAAUGCUCAACUAGGAAUAGGUUACAUCGGAAUAUCGCAGGAACCAUGCCACCCAACAAAUAUUCUGUGGACUGAUGAACCAUGGAAAGGAAGAGUUUUGUAUACAGGUCCAGAUGGCAACUGCGAUCACCGAGUCACGGUCGAGCCUGAGCAUAGGUAUGUUGGUAUUGGCACUAUGUCAGAGGAAGGAACUAGUGAGACGGACUACUUGUGGCGACCAGCUCCGAGCACGCCAUUUCACCGCCCGAGAACCAGUAAAGUCGGCGAAAUUGGCUGGUGUGUACCAAAUAACCAGGACUGGACUCCUGCAAACACAGCCAGACAAAUCAUGCUGGGACAAUUUCGUCAACAAGUAGAGGACAGACACGGCCACAGAUUUCAGAACGCCUGGUAUCCAGGCCCUCAAGAUGGUCGUAGUAGAAGUGCUAUGCCAGCGUCAAGAGGAUCUAGAUUGGAACGUGAGAGUACAUCAACUGAAACAUCAAGUGCGAAGCCCGGACAGAGAACUGAACAUUAUCUAAAUAAAUAGAAACUCAAAUAGGUAGAAAACAACAGCUGCUGUCUCAGAACUUGUUGCAUUUAUAUCUUGGGAUAGUGCAAUAAAUCUACUAAUAAAUAUUAAUUAAUAUAGAUUAGAAAAAAUAUCCAAAAAAUGAUUUCUAUAGAUUAUAUUACAAGAGAAAUAAAUUCUCAAAAAAAUCAUGAUCAGAAUUUGUUCAGCUCUUUUAUCAAUGAAACAUCUUUUUGUAGGAACAUGACCUACAUUUAACAUUUGAAUAGUUCUUUUUAGUGAAACACUGCCUUCCAGUUUUGCACCAAAGUUUUCAAAAUAAAAAUAAUGUGUUUUUGCUUUAUUAUCUGGCUUUUUCCCCACAAGUGACAUAGAGAAUGAAAUAUGUAUUGCUCAGCAAUUGUUAUCACUGUUUUUAUGAAGCUUUUCUGUAUAUUUUAAUAGCUUUGGUUUAAUUCCUCCUUAUGUUUUGUUUUCUUGUUAGAAUUACUAUAUUUGGUGUGUAGUAAGAUCAAAGAUCAACUAUAUUAUGUGCUUUGUAUUGAUAUUGAUGUAAACAUAUACUUUAUACAGUGCUAAUUCAUACGGCAUUUCAAAUGCAACAGUACAAUGUAUGUUAUAACAGUAUUAUUUUAAAACUAUGCAUCAAUCUAUGUUGUUUAGUGUAUUUAAUGUAUUUAAACUGCUUUUAUUCCAUACCUAUAACCUGUACCUGUGUGUAGUUAAUAUUUGCUAGUCAUACAUACUUGUUAACUAAAUGUAAAAGACUUUGGUUUGGUCGGUUUUAUGGCCACCAACACAGUGCAUGUCAUAUGGCGCCAAAUCAGGAAAUAUAAAUUUUGCUAAUUUAGGGUGAUACAAACUUUGAGACUUUGAUUAUACUGAAUAGUGCUUGAGCUUUAAUUCCAUUUCAAGUUCAAAUCUUUUUCUAUGAACAAUGUAGAUGUAUUUAGAUUCAAUUAUUGUACUUUGAUUUGACUGUACUAGCUUAAAACAGUUAAAGAACUAAGAUUUUGACUGUGCAUUCUGUAAAACCAAUAACUGAAUUUAGAUUUUGGUGGUAGAUAUUACAUAGAAACUAAACAUUUAUUCUGACAAGUUGUACCAUAUAUAUAGUUCAUGAACUUUUAGACUUAAGUGUUCACACUAUAGAAACAUUUCUUGAACUUAGAUUCCUACUAUUGGCACUGUAGAAUAGUUUAUUUGAAUUCACAAUCUUCACUGUGAACUUAUUAGAACAGCUCAUGAGCUCAAGUUGUAUACAAUUAAUAAUAUAAAUACAGUUCUGAUAGCUUAAACUAUGUAAAACCAAUAGUAAAUUCAACAUUUCCAAUCAUUUAUUUUCUCUUCAAGAACUGUCUGAAAGUUAUUGUAUUCCCACUUGGACUAGUAACUUAUGUGAUAUUCAAAUACAAUAUUUGAACUUUAAGUUUGCAUGGUUUGUGGACAGUUUAUUUUAUUGUUGGUAUGCUACUGUAGAAUCAAAUACUGUGAAAAAUGUGCUUAAUGUGAUAAAUACUCUUGUAUAACUGUGUUUUAGAUGCCUUUAUUACCUUAUUUAAUUUCCUUAUUUAAUUACCAUACCAGUAUUAACUAGCGUUUUACAAUCCUAUUGUUAUGCACAAUUUAUAUAAAAUAAAGAAACUGUAAAGUUUA